Bactrocera oleae (olive fruit fly) is the source of this 4716-nucleotide messenger RNA. RefSeq names its product phosphopantothenoylcysteine synthetase (gene Ppcs). Gene Ontology annotation, cellular component: nucleus; cytoplasm. The record is from RefSeq and is a predicted model, not a curated record. Lineage: Eukaryota; Metazoa; Arthropoda; Insecta; Diptera; Tephritidae. Gene Ontology annotation, molecular function: phosphopantothenate--cysteine ligase activity. Gene Ontology annotation, biological process: coenzyme A biosynthetic process.
GUCCCCCUAUAUUAACAUCUGUUAUGCUUGCUAAAGCUGGCGGCAACCCUGUUGGUUUGACAUUUGCCCAUAUGUCGACUUUGGACGUUGCUCUCUGCGCCUGUGUAAUUUACGUUAAAAUUCUAGUGGACAUAGAAAAUAUAAAUGAAUUUGGAGUGUAAUCAGAGUUUUUUGGAACACAGUGCGGUACGAAUGUAAUAUGGUUUUAGUAAAGUGCAUCGAAAUUCCUAAUAGUUUAUUAACGAAAAUUAAGUGAAUUCAAAGCUCCACUUUAAUGUUUGUGUAUGUGCGGUACGUUGUUGACAUGUCGUGAAUGUUAUUAUAUCCAUGAAUUGUUAAUUUCUCUCAAAGUUUAAGUUAAAAAAAAGCUACAAGUUUAUUUAUUUCCAUUUGCCUGCUAAGUUAAAACAUAAAACUGCUCAUAACAACUCGCAUACAGAUAUCAUCGUUAAAGCUUAAUUUUCGUCAACGAGUUUGAAAGUCAACACAAACGCGCCACAUUUAAUCCAAUCAAAAUUGAAAUUGAAAAACCAAGUCAACUAAAUCUAAAAGCGGAAAACUAUAUUUGCUACGUAUAAAUUUAAAUCAGUUGUGAUCUUAAAAUUCACUUAAAAAAAACAUUUAAAACACGUCGCACAGUUUAUAUAAAUAUUAUAUUCCUAUAAAAAUUUGUUCAUCAUGACGCACUGGGAGGAUUUUUAUAAUACACAUUUACCGCCAACCGAUUUCGAGGAUAAUCGCUCGUUAUUGAAAGAAUUUUGUGAACGACACAAUAAAUUACAGAACCGUAUCGUCCUUGUAACGUCAGGUGGGACCACAGUACCUCUGGAGCACAAUACCGUACGCUUUGUAGAUAAUUUUAGUGCGGGCACACGUGGCUCAGCAUCUGCCGAAUAUUUCCUCGAUCAGGACUACGCCGUUAUAUUUAUGUAUCGCGUCAAGUCACUAGAACCGUUUACACGUCACCUUACCGGCCAACAAUUUUUUGAUAUGCUCGACAUCACUGAUAAUGGUCAAAGUACAUCCAUUACGGUGAAACCGGACUCCGUUGAUGUAUUCGCACCGAUAUUAGCCAAAUAUAAGCAAGCCCGCGAAUCCCAAAUGAUUUUGUAUGUUAAUUUUAAUACGGUGGCGGAUUAUUUGUGGCUAUUACGUGCCGCAUGUGAAUGUCUGGCGGCGUUCGAGGAGAGAGCGUUGUUAUAUUUAGCAGCGGCAGUAUCAGAUUUCUACGUUCCUCAGGAUAUGAUGCCUACUCACAAAAUACAGUCCGGUCAAGGUGCACCCACAAUCUCGCUGCAGUUGGUGCCAAAAAUGCUUGCGCCACUGGCAAGUCUCUGGGUGCCACAUGCAUUUGUUGUCUCAUUCAAGCUGGAAACAGACGAGAAUUUAUUGAUUACCAAGGCGCGCGAUAGUCUCUUCAAGUAUAAUCAUAAGAUGGUUAUUGCGAAUAUUCUACAAACACGUAAACAUCGCGUCGUUUUCGUUUCGCCAACCAUGUCGUACGAAGUGCAUCUGAGCAGAGAGCAAGCGCUGCAAGGACUCGAAAUUGAGGAGCCGAUUGUUGCCGAUCUCGUGAAAAGGCACAGUGAAUACAUAAACGGAGCAUCAACGAAUCGACAAUGACCACAGUCGGUGCGGCAAAGACGUCACAUGCAGGUCGACUGUCGCGUGACAACACCACAUUUUUGUCGUCUAUUGAAUCCAGGACCAGGCGUCGGCCGUAAAUAUUAAUUUAAGGUAAAUGUGUGUGUACUACAUCGCUAUAAGUGAUAAUCUAUAUAUAUAUAUAUAUACAUAUAAAAAGUGGGGGAAAGUUAUUGGAAAAGCAACAGAGGCAAUAGCAUCGGAUGAAGGUUAUAUCACAAUUAGUUUAUAAAAAUAACAUAAGAAAUAUUAAAGUACUCGUACAUAUAUAGUUUUUAUACAAUAAGAAUGCAACAGAGAAACAAUAUACGAUUAAAAGUAACUUUCAUAUUUUUUACACACAUCUGUAGUAUACAUAUAUAAUAUACAACCCAUAUCUGACGCCCUAAAAUACCUCUUAUAACCAUACACGGUAUAUUGUACAUUAGUAUUUUUGGUUGUCUAAAAAUUUUCGAAUAUUUUGUCCACAAAAUUACGGCAUAGAAAACAGAGCGAGUAUGUACCAUUUCUUGUAUCUUUUUUGGUUUUUACUUAUCUUACUUAUCUCAUAAAAGCUCAGUAAAAUAUUAUUUGCAAUACCACAGAUUAUUAGAAUUCUUCAGAUCUCUAAAUCGGAUAUUAGCUCAUGGGGUCUAAGAAAAUAUCUUGAAUUGACUGCUACAUUGCUCAUUUCCCUGUGAGAUAACUUCCCCAAAAACACAGUGUGUUGCAUAAUAAUAUGCUUGAGGGAUUCUAAGAUCCAUAUGUAAAAGCUUUACUACUUUUUCCACUCCUUGGAGUCUUGUUACUACGUCUCUUAGUCGUCUUCGUUUCUGCCUUCGACUUCUUUGGAUAUCUCGUUCCGAAUCGCCAGCUUUACUGUCUGAGUAUUGGCUUCCUAUAAAAAGCUUAGACUACAAAUUUUAAAGGAGAACUAAAACUUUCAUGUGUUCCUUUUGUUUCCGCGUAGUCGUCUACUGUGCUAUUCUGAUAUUCGCACUUGUUUGUCUUUACUUCAAAAACCCAGUUGAAUUUAUAUCGCGACACACAAAAAACUGAUAAAACGAUCAUACAAUAUUUACACUUAUAAACGUAGAAAAAGAAGAUCAAAACUGUAACAGAUCAGUGUAAUUAUAUUUAUUGUACUAAAUACGGAUUUAUAUAUAGAGCGAUUAACUGUUUCAUGUUUGUAGGUAUGUAAAAGGCUUUUGCAUUAUUACUUUUGCUGAUAUUAAAAAUAUUAUUUUAAACUGCAUUAAGUUUUUUUUUUUUAAGUACAGUCUGGUAGUGUUCAAUUUCAAUCUCGGAAGAUACAGUCGUGGUCAAAACAUUAGGUAUUUCAUUAUUAUUAUUAUUUUUUUUUUGGUCUUCUUUGUACAAAGUAUACUAAAAGCCUUUAGAAAACUUUGUAAAAAAUUUCUAUAAAUGUUAAAAAUGAAAGAAAAAAUAUGCAUUGAUGUAACGUAACGUAACGUAAUAUAUAAUGUAUAUAAAAUUCAAAACCCAGCUGCUAUAAAUAUCAUAAAAUCGCAAAAAAUAUUAAAGUUGUUAUUUUAUGAUGGCAAACAAGAAUACUAUUAGUGGAAGAAUUCGUAGUUGCUAAAUUGGUAACGAUCUACUACAUAUGAUAGAGCGUAAUGGCCGAUUAACAUAUAACUUUCCUCGAUUUGCAUGACAGUUCUUAAUUUGACAUCGAAGCGAAGCAAACAUAGGGUAUGUCAGAAUGCAUGCUGUGCUUUCGGUGUUUCUCUCUGUUAUUUAAAAUUUCGUGUUUUUUUGGAAAAAUAAAGUAAAAUAAACCGCGAUCCAAUCUAUUAAAAAAUAAAAUAGAAAAAAAAAGUAAUAAAAAUAGCGACAGCUGAUUGUCAAAUCACAACAAGAUGAGAGUUGCCCAGCAUUGUGCUUCGAUUUGCUUUGCUUCGCCUCGAAAAAAAUAUAUGAAUUUAUUCAUACAAAAGCAUAUCAGCCAUAAGUGUACGUGUGAGGUCAAAAUUGAGACUUCGUACCAUAUCGGGAUUUUCGCACUUAUUUCUUAAAAAGUAAACUAUUUUUAUUUAUUUAUUUAUUUAAUUAAUGGUGUACCAAAUAUUUUUGGCUAUUCUUGUGUGUUUCCACAUUUUCGAUUUUCAUAACAGAGUUGCUUAAACAUAACGCAUAAAUAAAUAAACUCUACCUUAAUAGUGAUGCCAGACUGUUGCUUUUAAAUAUUGUAUGCAGAGAAUGCUUCGUAGUAUAUAAACUUUUAAACUUUUCUUUUUUUUUAAUUCGUAUAAAGUUCACAAAACGGUUUUCAGCUACAAUUUUUAAUUAAUUCGUAUUCAUAUUUUGUGCAUUACAAAACUUGUAAUUUUGAGCAAAGUAGAAAUGUAUUUGAACUGUAUUUAUGCAGAAGCAUUUAUGGAUUCAUAGUUAUUAUUUUGCUUAAUUCUUUACUGCCGUUAUAAGCGUUCGUGCUAUGAACAAUUCCUCGCUGCUUUUAUACUAAUGCAUUCAUAAAUGUAUUUAUAUGUAUUUAUACGAGUACUUCAUAUCAAAAUUGCAAAGCAAACUUUAAGAAAUAAAAAUUAACAAAUAUUUGUUGCUGCAUACGGGCUUCGAAAGCACUAUCGUUUAUCAUAAUUUAUACGUUUCUUAUUGGAAGUAACCAUUGCAAAAGCAAGUAAUAUCAAAGCCCUUUAAAGCGUAACACUUGGAAUUGCUCUAAAAUUAUGGAAAAAUCGUAAUUAAAAGGAAUUAACACUUUAGCUUUACUGUAAAAAUUGACUUACUAUACAUAUAUGUACUUAAGUAUAUACAUAUGUAUGUAUAUGUAUGUACACAUAAUCAUUGUAAGAAAAAAAUUCGAAUUAUACACAAAAUACACCAACAAAAAUGUAAUUAAAUUGUAACGGCAUUGUUUGUUAAAAUGUACACAAAACGUUGUAUGUGUGUAAAACUAUGUGUGUAACUGUAUGUAAGUGGGGGGGAAAACUCAUAAAAUGAAUAAUAGCAAAUGUAAUUAGAUGCGUAUAAGUAAAUUUGUUGUAAAGCGUAGCAUAUAAAAUGACAAAUAAUAUAUGAAGUAAAUAAAGAUUUAAACGAGCUUUAAAUAAA